CGCUGGAUUGGCGGAGGGAUGCGGCUGCUUUCCCUGGAGGGGGCUCUGGGCUUCUCGCGAAGGAUCUUCUCUCCUCCUUUCCGCAGGAAAGGCCGCCUCUCCUCCUGCCGCCUCCAGGUCUAAUGCGGGGAGAGUAAGACGGAGGAGGAAAGACCGAGGUAGGAGGAGGAAAGAGCUGGGACUCCUAUAGGGCAGAAGAGGAGCUCAAUCAGGGAGAAAAAAGGUGGCUCGGUAGAGAACAAAAGUUCUCUGCACUGAAAAGAUUUCAUUUCAAAAUGAAUUGCUGGUCCUUAACAAUGUAUCCUGGACAGCUGCAGCUGUAGUUGUUUUAUAUUUUCAAUAUUUCUAAACCGCCUUUAAAAAAAUAUAUAUCUAACAAGUGGAACGCAGGUGAAAUUAAAAGAGAGAACGCAGGUAAAAUUCACAGGCCCAUGUGGAAACCAAUAUGCCUAAAGCCAUCAUUUCUAAAAACAAAAAUAGCUAAGUAAUAAAUACAUUUGCUCUCACUGUUCUUUGCUUCUUUCCUCCCUCUCAGCCUCUUUUUUGGCUGCUGUGAAAUAUACUGGCAGAAAGUAUGGGAAUGGUGGUGUUUUUUUUUUUUUUUUUAAAUAAUCCCAAUAGGCAUGGACAAACCUUUCAAUUUCAGUUUUAUCUCUGUGUCUCAUUUUCCCCAGUGUUAUAUUUAAGUUACAUUUAGUUGCCCACAUUUUGACAUAUUAUGAAACAAAAGGACCAGUUGGAAAUUUAGUUGCCAUUUUAGUUCCAAUCUUCCUCUUAUAUUUGCCCUAAUAUAAUGCAUUUCUGUAUAUAAUUUCCCCUAAAAAUCAUGCAUUGCUGUGUGCUCUUUCACUUUGAACAGGUGUAGAAAAUCUUUUAUCACCCAGCAAGGCAGAUCCAGAUCUUCUUUUCUCCCCACACUCAACUGUAGACCAACUUUGGUGGGUGGGUGACCUUCAUAGGGUCAAGGUACAGCCUAAGAAUGGAAACCUUAAUGCAGAUGUUCCCCUUGUAACUUACAAUAUUUUUCUUCUGGUCUGUUUUUAUGUUUGAAAUUUUCUGGAUCCUAUAUCCAGGAUACCAGAUUGGUCUCUAGUACCACUUAUCUAAGGCCAGCAGUUUCACUCUGGACUGGUAGCUGUGUUUUUCAUGUCAGUUAAAUGGCCGUGACUGGUGGCAUUAGGACAGGCCAGAAUUAAGUGUAGAUAAUCAUGACCUUGCCUAUUCCUUUACUGAGUAGACGUAAAUUGUAUAUUCAUAUUUUGAAUUUCCAGAACCAUUGUUUGCAUAUGCUGUUGUUUAUUUCUCCAUGUUUUCUCAGUGUGUAAUGUGCCAUUGGUUUCUCUUUCGUAAUAUUGCAGUCGGACAUUUGUAAUGCAUUUCCUGGUCUUGACAUAUUUAAUAUAAAUCUCUUCAAACACAUGUUACGCCAGGCAUAGGCAAACUCCGGCCCUCCAGAUGUUUGGGAUUACAAUUCCCAUCAUCCCUAGCUAACAGGACCAGUGGUCAGGGAUGAUGGGAAUUGUAGUCCCAAACAUCUGGAGAGCCGGAGUUUGCCUAUGCCUUUCAGAUCCUGUUUGCUAAUUUGGGCAAAUUAGGAAUUUUAGUUUCAAUGUUUUCAUGAGUUCUUUGGCCACCGCUUCCCUUUCACAGGCAGUACAAACACAUCUGAGCUACACUGUGGAUCCUCUCUACCUUACCCUGGAGAGGAAGCGACCACCAUGUACCCUGCUAAGGUAGGGGAAAGAUCAUUGGGGAUAGCUGGAGUGCCUCCUUCCUUAUUACAGAGGGACUCUUUGCAGGGGCCUCUUACACCUGUGCUUCUGAGGCUGCUGCCUCUGAGAAAGUGGGUUGGCAGCUUCAUUUUUCUGUAUUUCUUAUUGCCAGCAGGGAAACCUAUUGUAUGUUCAAUGUUGUUAAAUGGUCUUCUCGGUGGUGGUGCCCACCCUGUGGAACACCCUCCCAUCAGAUAAACAACUGUCUGACUUUUAGAAGACAUCUGAUGGCAGCCCUGUUUAGGGAAGUUUUUUUAUGUUUGCUGUUUUAUUGUCUUUUAAAUAUUCUGUUGGGAGCCGCCCAGGGUGGCUGGGGAAACCCAGCCAGAUGGUGUGUGUGUGUGUGUGUGUGUCUGUGUGUGUGUGUGUGUGUGUGUGUACUGUGUAUAUAUAUAAUGUUUUAUUGUAUUUUAAUGUUUUUUUGGGAGGUCCCCACAGUGCCUGGGACAACACAGUCAGAUGGGUGGUUAACAAUAAUAGAAAUAAAUAAAUAACAACAUCAUUUCAUUUGUCCUUAAUUUGUCCACAUUUAGUUUCAUUGGAUGGCCCUGGAUUACAAUAUUUUCAUAGAGGAUUGAUAAUAUCUCUCCCUCUUCUUUGCACUAGGCAUAACUGUGUACAUCUAAAUUAGAAGAUCUUUUCAUUUCAUUUCUUCAGUGCCUUGAUUAUGUUGGUUGCUCUUUUUUCCAGCGUUUUCUGGGUCAACAAUUCUGUUUUUGAGGUCAGGCAACCAGAACCAUACAGUAUCGCAAGGGCAGAUGCACCAUAAUCUGUAAAUCUGCACAACAAUAUUGGCAGCUUUGCUUUGAAUCUUGUCCCUAACACGGAAUGGGUACAUUUCACAGCUUCCACAAACUGUAGUUAACUGGGUCAAUAUCUUUGCUGAGCUACCUGCAGUGGUGAUUUCUGAGCACCGAAGCUAAAAUCCCCACUUGUCCCAUGCCCUGUUGGAGUGUGAGUGGAGGGGAGAUGCUUUCCACGCCUUCCCUUGGAGUGUCUACAAGGAGGGGAAUUGUUUUCUUCUUCCAGGGGUCGCUGAGCUUCAAGGAGGUUGCCGUGAAUUUCACUGACGAGGAAUGGGCCCUGCUGGAUCCAGGACAGAGAGCUCUGUAUAAUGAGGUCAUGCUAGAGAUCCGUGAGAUGGUGGCCUCUCUGGGAGACGUUUGGGGGAUCCUGGCUGAGGGGGACCCAUCAGAAGUGGCGCCUGAAGCAGCUGAGGAGCAAAGGAAGCUGGGGGUUCAAGAUGGAACCAACACACAAAUGCAGAAGGCGGGGAGUGAAUCCGCCGCCUCUCAGGUUAACAGAAAUCAAAUCACCAGGGAGGAGGAGAAGUAUGAAUGUAAAAUGUGUGGAAAGAUGUUUGCUUCUCGCUCAAGCCUUACUUCACCUCAGAGACUCUACUCAGGUGAAAAACCACAUGAAUGCUGGGAGUGUGAGAACAGCUCCAGUUGGAGUGGCCCCCUUGAGCGCCAUCAAAGAACUCAUACAGGCGAGAAACCUUAUAACUGUUUGGAGUGUGGAAAGGGUUUUGGUGACCGUAGCAGCCUCACUAGACAUAAAAGAACUCACACAGGGGGGGAAACUUACAAAUGUUUGGAGUGUGGAAAGAGCUUCAGGCAAGGUUACUCCCUUACUCAGCAUCAAAGAACUCAUACCGGGGAGAAACCCUAUAAAUGUUUGGAGUGUGGAAAGAACUUUGGUCGCCUAGGCUCUCUUACGUUGCAUCAAAGAAGCCAUACAGGAGUGGAAACCUACGUAUGCUUGGAAUGUGGAAAGAGCUUCUAUCAGAGUAGGCACCUCGCAAGACAUAAGAGAACCCACACAGGGGAGAAACCUUACGGAUGCUGGGAGUGUGGGAAGAGCUUCAGUGACAGUGGCUCCCUUACUAGACAUAAGAGAACUCACACAGGGGGAAAGCCUCACAAGUGUUUGGAGUGUGGGAAGAAUUUCAGCCGCAGCUGCAACCUUACUUUGCAUCAGAGAAGUCACACAGGGGAGAAGCCUUAUGAAUGUUUGGAGUGUGGGAAAAGCUUCGUUCGGAGUAGUCACCUCACCAGACAUAAAAGAACUCAUACAGGAGACACAUGUUCGUAUGAAUGUUUGGAGUGUGGAAAGAGCUUUAGUCGCAGUAGCUAUCUUGCUCACAUCUUAGGCUUGGAAAAACAUCAACAGACUCACACAGGAGAGAAACCAUUUAAAUGCAUAGAGUGUGGAAAGAACUUCAGUCACAAUGGAAACCUUAGAAAACAUCAACGGACCCACACUGGGGAAAAACCCUUUCAAUGCAUGGAAUGUGGAAAGAGCUUCACUGAGAGUGGAACACUUAUAAUUCAUCAACGGACUCACACAGGGGAGAAACCAUUUCAAUGCAUGGAGUGUGGAAAGAGCUUCAGUCGGAGUGGAACACUUAGAAUUCAUCAACGGAGUCACACAGGAGAGAAACCAUUUAAAUGCAUGGAGUGUGGAAAGAGCUUCAGUCGGAGUGGACACCUUAGAAACCAUCAUCUAACUCACACGGGGGAGAAACCAUUUGCAUGCAUGGAGUGUGGCAAGAGCUUCACUUGUGGUAGAACACUUAAAAUUCAUCAAUGGACUCACACAGGGGAGAAACCAUUUAAAUGCAUGGAGUGUGGAAAGAGCUUCACUUGCAGUCAAACACUUAGAAUUCAUAAACGGACUCACACAGGGGAGAAACCAUUUAAAUGCAUGGAGUGUGGAAAGAGCUUCAGUCACAGUGGAAACUUUAGAAUUCAUCAACGGACCCACACUGGGGAAAAACCAUUUGAAUGCAUGGAGUGUGGAAAGAGCUUCAUUACUGGUAGAACACUUAGAAUUCAUCAACGGACACACACAGGGGAGAAACCAUGUAAAUGCAUGGAGUGUGGAAAGAGCUUCAGGUGGAGUGGAAACCUUAGAAGACAUCAACGGACCCACACUGGGGAAAAACCAUUUAAAUGCAUGGAAUGUGGAAAGAGCUUCACUGAGAGUGGAACACUUAGAAUUCAUCAACGGACUCACACAGGGGAGAAACCAUUUCAAUGCAUGGAGUGUCGAAAGAGCUUCAGUCGGAGUGGAGAACUUAUAAUCCAUCAACGGAGUCACACAGGAGAGAAACCAUUUCAAUGCAUGGAGUGUGGAAAGAGCUUCAGUCGGAGUGGAGAACUUAGAAAACAUCAACAGACUCACACAGGAGAGCGACCAUUUAAAUGCAUGGAGUGUGGAAAGUGCUUCAGUACGAGUUGGAAGCUGAAUUUACAUCACCUAACUCACACUGGGGGGAAACCAUUUAAAUGCAUGGAAUGUGGAAAGAGCUUCACUGAGAGUGGAACACUUAGAAUUCAUCAACGGACUCACACAGGGGAGAAACCAUUUAAAUGCAUGGAGUGUGCAAAGAGCUUCAGUCAGAGUGGACUCCUUAGAAACCAUCAACAGAUUCACACCGGGGAGAAACCAUUUAAAUGCAUGGAGUGUGGAAAGAGCUUCACUUAUAGUGGAACACUUAUAAGACAUCAUCUAACUCACACAGGAGAGAAACCAUUUGAAUGCAUGGAGUGUGGAAAGAGCUUCACUUGCGGUAGAACACUUAGAAGACAUCAUCGAACUCACACAGGAGAAAAACCAUUUAAAUGCAUGGAGUGUGGAAAGUGCUUCAGUCAGUGUGGACACCUUAGAAGACAUCAACAGAGUCACACAGGAGAAAAACCAUUUAAAUGCAUGGAAUGUGGAAAGUGCUUCAGUACGAGUUGGAAGCUGAAUUUACAUCAUCGAACUCACACAGGAGAGAAACCAAUUAAAUGCAUGGAGUGUGGAAAGUGCUUCAGUCAUAGUGGACACCUUAGAAGACAUCAACAGAGUCACACAGGAGAAAAACCAUUUAAAUGCAUGGAAUGUGGAAAGUGCUUCAGUAGGAGUGGGAAGCUGAAUUUACAUCAUCAAACACACACAGGAGAGAAACCAUUUAAAUGCAUGGAGUGUGGAAAGUGCUUCUGUAGGAGUGGGCAACUGAAUUCACAUCAUCGAACACACACAGGAGAGAAACCAUUUAAAUGCAUGGAGUGUGGAAUGAGCUUCACUGAGAGUGGAGUUCUUACAGAACAUCAACAAACUCAUACAGAGGAGAAGCCAUGUAAGUCCUAGGGAAGUGGACAGAGGUUCUGUUGAAGUGGAAGUCUUACAAACCAUCAAAAGACUCUGAGGGGUAAGAGCUGUAAGAGUGGAAACUGUGCAAGCCAUCAAUUAACCCAAAGAAGAGAAAUGGUUUAAAUAGGAGGAGUGUGGAUUCUGCUUUGGUUAUUAUGGAAUGCUUUUUGGAGUGUCGAACCUGUUUCUCUCCGAGUUAACACUUUCUCUCACAUCAAUAACAGGAAAUCAAUCUUAAAUGCAUGCAGCCUAUGUAAUCUCAAGGUACCAACGGUAAAGGAAUGACAGAACAAGCUAUUAGAAUACGCGGAAAUGGCUCAACUGACACACAACCUAAGGGGUAAUACAAAACAAGAAUUUGGAAAAAAGGGGGGGAUAUGUUUAAGAGAUAUCUACAAGCAAGUAAUAGUGAUGUAACUACCAUGGCAGUACUAGAUUGACUCAUGUGGAUAUUAGACGAAUUAACAUUAGGAAAUUUAUGGUAUUAUGAGAAGUACUUGAAAUGACAAUAAGAUUAAGGGAAGAAAAGUAAGUGCAUUCAUUUCUAUAAUCGCAAUGUGCUUUGGGUGAUGACGGGAAGUCGUUUCGUUCAUUUAUUAUUAUAUAUAUAUGCUUUAUUAUUCUUUCUUACUUCCUGUUUAUCUUAUUUUUAGUUAACACUCUUAGGUCUAGGACGGUGGUUCCCAACAGGUGGUCCGAGGACCCCCAGGGGUCCGCGAGCUAUGCCAGAGGGGUCCGCAAGAUGCUAUUAGAAUAAAAAAUAUAUAAAAAAUAUAUUAAAUAUAUUUCGUAUGAUAACAGAUUUUUUGUUUUGGCCGCUUCCUGCAUGAGCAGAGUCUAGCGCAAAACUAGAAUUAGAUAGAGGCAGUAGUUCUGCUGUAUGCCAUUAGGUGGCGCUUUACAAACACUACUGUUUUGCAAAGAGGCAGCGCGCGCAUUCUAAACGCUCACCUCCCCAAGAUGCUUUGCGCGCGUCGGCUUCAUUUGUGCGCUACUGCACAGGUACCCUGUCUUCUCCAUUCCCCUCCCUCCUCCCUGGCGCGCGCUCACUUUUUAAUUUUAGGAUUAGGAAUUAAUGGGGGUCCUUGUCACAAUAGCGGCUCAAUGAGGGGUCCUCGAGAAAAUUUUGUUGGGAACCCCUGGUCUAGGAAAUUGGUGAAGGUAGUUAAUAUAAGGAAAGAAAUGACAAGUAUGUAUCACCAAUGUUGAAAUGGAUGUUUAUUGGACCAGAUGAUAUAACGUACAUGCAUACAAGAUUGUACUGUCUAAUGCAAUAAAUUCAAAAUUCAAAAAAAAAAAAGUAACUGAGGUAACUACCAGAAGACCCUCGGAAGU
Molecule: messenger RNA, 7247 nt
Organism: Zootoca vivipara (common lizard)
Lineage: Eukaryota; Metazoa; Chordata; Lepidosauria; Squamata; Lacertidae
Source: RefSeq, a predicted model, not a curated record